AGUCAUAAAAACCAGCCUGUUGUUCUCUCUCUCCUUUUAUGCUCUCCUUCUCUGACUACCAAGACCCAUUCGGUCCGGCUGGCAGGUUAUCAGGACACCUGUAGUACAUACCUACAUGCUGAGGACAGGAGCUCGGGAACAGAGACUGUGGAACAACAGCAAGUAUACAGGAGACCAGGUCUUUCGCCUUCUUGCCUUCCACAGGUUGGCUAAGUGACCUUUGAGAAACCAUUGAUAUUUAAUUCAUUCUGGUGAAACAAAAAGAUGAGAGUGACAGGUGUGCUGCGGAUCCUGGCCUUGCUGUUCACUUUAGUCACCACCUGGUUUUUUGCCAGUGCCUAUUUCAACCAGACGCAGACAAAAUCCAUCAACCUGAGGAGCUGGCUGUUUUCAGAUUCCAAAGUCAAGCCAACAAACGCGCCGCACCUCCACAAUAAGUGCAAGAACAGAAGAGCCUGCCCCAGCAAUACCUUUGCCUUCAGAUUAAUCAGUGGUGCAGCCAACGUCGUUGGACCUUCCAUGUGUUUUGAGAACACCAUAUUGAUGAGCGGCGUGAAAAAUAACAUUGGUCGAGGUCUAAACAUCGCACUUAUCAAUGGAACCAAUGGGCAGCUCAUCAAAAUCAGUUCCUUUGACAUGUAUUCUGGUGAUAUUAAAGAGUUAUUGAAUUUUCUGAAAGCUAUUACCACAGGUACCCUCGUGCUCAUAGCCUCCUAUGAUGACCCAGCCACAAAGCUGAAUGAUGAAGCCCGAAAGUUACUUGCUGAUCUAGGAAGCAGCUAUGCUUCUAAGCUGAGUUUUCGAGACAACUGGAUAUUCAUUGGUGGGAAGGGACUCAAAAACAAAAGCCCAUUUGAACAGUAUUUGAAAAACGAUAAGGAAACCAACAAAUACGACGGCUGGCCUGAGGUUCUGGAAAUGGAGGGCUGCAUACCAAGGAAGGUGGACUAAAAAAAAAAGAGCUAAAUUCAGAAGAACAGCAACCCAGGGAGUCUUAACUACCAGGCUUUUAACUUUGCCUGAGCGUGGGCACUGGGUGUGGGCAGAAUCAGUCAUUUCUUACCAAUUCAGUUCUUCGCUGUGGGAGAUUCUGAACACAGAGCAGAAGCUACCGUGCGGCUUUCCAACGAGGUGACCAAGAAAAGCGUCUUUGGUAGCCUGAGACCAAUGGGAUUUCAAUGCACUGUUCUAUCAAGAAUGGGUUUUACAGAGAUGAAGAAGCACGCGCAUCUGAAGAUGUGUACUUGCUGUAACAUAAUAAUUCUCAAACAGCGAAGCCAACAUCACAGGCAGUCCCUCAGAAAGCCCCUUCCUACUCUCCAUUUCAAGCCUCCCGUUCCAGAUUCUUUGUUGCCUUGUUUUCUUAUUUAUUUAUUAAGCAUUUCUUCUUUUUCACCAGCUGGUGAACGGUAAAGUCAGCUAAUAAAAUUUGUCACAAAAAGCAGACUAAAAAAAGUUUGCAGAAUCAUAGGACAAUUGAGUUGGAAGACACCUAUAAAGCCAUUGAGUCCAACCUCCUCCUCAAUGAGUAAUGCAACAAUGAAUCAGUUACUGUUAUGCUGUACUGACUGACACCAAAGGCACUUAGACAUCACAAGAAUCAUAGAAUAAUUGAGUUGGAAGGGGCCUAUAAGGCCAUCAAGUCUAACCCCCACUUAAUGCAGGAAU
Molecule: messenger RNA, 1668 nt
Organism: Pogona vitticeps (central bearded dragon)
Lineage: Eukaryota; Metazoa; Chordata; Lepidosauria; Squamata; Agamidae
Gene: FAM3D
Product: FAM3 metabolism regulating signaling molecule D
Source: RefSeq, a predicted model, not a curated record